CGCCUCAUCCGCGCGCGCCUGCGCCGACGCCCGGAGCCAAGAUGGCGGCGCCCAGCGGAGGCUUUUGGGCCGCGCUGCUCCUGGCGGCUGCGGCGUUGGCCCCGGUGGCUGCGGUAUCCGAGCCCACGACGGUGGCGUUUGACGUGCGGCCUGGAGGCGUGGAGCAUACCUUCUCGCAGGACGUGGGACCGGGGGGCAAGUUUACAUGCUCGUUCACCUAUGCUUCCCAAGGAGGGACCAGUGAGCAGUGGCAGAUGAGCCUGGGGACCAGCGAGGACCACCAGCAUUUUACGUGCACCAUCUGGAGGCCACAGGGCAAGUCCUACCUCUACUUCACGCAGUUUAAGGCAGAAGUGCGUGGCGGUGAUGUCGAGUACGCCAUGGCCUAUUCCAAAGCCGCCUUUGAAAGGGAGAGCGAUGUCCCCUUGAGUCCACAGGAGUUUGAAGUGACCAAGACAGCAGUGUCUCAUAGGCCUGGGGCCUUCAAGGCUGAGUUGUCCAAGCUGGUGAUUGUUGCUAAGGCAGCCCAUUCGGAGCUGUGACCAUCACCGUCGGGGCCAUAUCACCUCCUCCCUCUGGAGUACUAGCCUCACCUGCUUGUCCUGGACUCUCAGAUUCCACAGGAACUGGUGGUGUCUGGUGCUAGCAACCACAUCCAUCGCACCCAAGGCCCACCAUGUCCUCUGGAUGCUGGUCUGUGGUACUCUGGACCAGUGAAGAUGUGGUUCAGGGCAAAUGGACACCCAGUGAUUUCUGGGCUGUUCUGAAGCCAGCCUCAACUAACCCUCUGAGCCCAAGCUGAGCCCCCGUGUCACCAGGACCUCUAUCUUACCCCAGGGAACGCCUUUCAGAACUGGGCAGAGACAAUAUUCUUUCAUAUUUAAAUAAAUAAAAAGCCGACCCCA
Nannospalax galili (Upper Galilee mountains blind mole rat) is the source of this 905-nucleotide messenger RNA. RefSeq names its product myeloid derived growth factor (gene Mydgf). The coding region runs from base 42 to 542 and encodes 166 amino acids. Gene Ontology annotation, biological process: positive regulation of angiogenesis; positive regulation of endothelial cell proliferation. The transcript has 6 exons. Lineage: Eukaryota; Metazoa; Chordata; Mammalia; Rodentia; Spalacidae. The record is from RefSeq and is a predicted model, not a curated record.